Rhododendron vialii is the source of this 972-nucleotide messenger RNA. RefSeq lists its product as uncharacterized. The record is from RefSeq and is a predicted model, not a curated record. Bases 1 to 369 code for a protein of 122 amino acids. The transcript is spliced from 3 exons. Lineage: Eukaryota; Viridiplantae; Streptophyta; Magnoliopsida; Ericales; Ericaceae.
AUGGGUUGGAGAAUAUUUUCCCUCCAAAAUGAAGAAAUAGAGUAUGGGUUAAAGAUGCUCUUAGACCAGCACAACCCAACCCCAACACAGAAGCCGAAGAAAAGCAUGCUUCUGUCGAAGCAACCAUUGAAUCGAACAGAGAUCUACAACAGAGUGGAGACUUCUGUUAACUCUGACGGGGAGCACAGUAAAUCCCUGGCCGACGAAGAGGGGGACUAUGCUGAAGCUUCUGAACUCUAUAGCCGUUCCCUAGAAAUCAGUGAGGAGUCGGAAGGAAAGCUAAAGGGAAUCCUGGGUUACACUGAAGAUGAUGUGGUCUCGACUGACUUUGACGGAGACGGCAGGUGGUGCAUGUGGAAAGAGAUUUGAAGCAGGCAGUAAACCGGUAGUGAAAAAGCCCCAAACUCAUGCAUAUGCCACUGCAGCUUUUAGUCAGCAUUGAAGUGCCAAUCUCUGUUAUAAAAUCACUUUACUUGCUACCAUCAAUAUUACACAUAGUGAAGUCUUUAAUAUAGUUAUCGAGAUCUUCCUUUCCUGUGGAUAUGUGUUCCGAUUUUGAAGAAUCUAUUCAGUGGUUCUGGAGAAUCAAAUAAGUGGUUUUCAAUGCUUUUUUUUGGUUCUGUUUCAUCCACUUCAACUAUUUAUUAGGUGGUGGAUUGUGGUAAAUUCUUGAUUUUCUUGUUGGGGGCUCCAGUUCAGUGCUUCAAUUCCUAGAUCCAAUCUGAGUCAAGGCGUAUAAGAGAUUAGUUUUGUCUGUGGGGAAUUGUGGAGGAACCAACCCAAGAUGCGGCCGCGGUUGGCUGACUUCCGGCGCCCAAAAAAGAUAAUCCAUAAUUUACCUUGUUUUACAACAAUCUCCAAAAACAACCCAAAUAAGCCAAAAAAUUAAACAAUAAAAGCUAAGCACAUUUGAUUAUUAGACCAACGAACAUAACCGAACGUGCGUAGCACGUUGCUAACACUCUAGUAUAU